GCUGAAACCUUAAACAUAAAGAAAUUAUUGGAAAUUUAAAAAGAAAAAAAGUUUUGUUAAAAAAAAUGCCGCUAAAACGUUUAAACUUAAUUGUAAUCUUAAUGGUUUUAAAUAUUUUCAAUAUUUUUGUGCAAAAUACAGAGGCUUAUCAGGCUUUAUUGCCACCAGGCGAAGAUGGCAAGUGCUCGUAUCGUGGCGAUAAACUGGAAGUGGGCAAACAUUCUGGCUCAGCACCCUGUCAGAGUCUGAUAUGUCAGGAGGAUGGCUCGACGUUGGUAGAGGGCUGCGGCAAACUUUGGAUACAAGACUGUAAUCGUGGGGAACGUGUGGCCGCCGGUAAGCCCUAUCCAGAGUGCUGUAAACUGAUAUAUAAAUGUAAAAACCGGGAUGGCUCCUCCUAUUACAUAGAAAGAGAUGCUUCGGAAUAUCAAUUGAAAACGGAAAAUUCUACGUAGUUUUUUUUUUAGUAUAAAUAUAUGAAUUUAGUUUUUAGUUUUAUUUUUGUAAAAUAACUAUGUUAAUUUAUUAUUAUUUUCAUAACACCAAUCAAAACAAAAAGGUAUCAAAAAAUUUUUAUAAUAAAUAAUUGAAGGAAAUAUUAUAAAAAGAAAAGGGAAACCGGAAA
This is a messenger RNA of Calliphora vicina (urban bluebottle blowfly), 625 nucleotides long. RefSeq lists its product as uncharacterized. The record is from RefSeq and is a predicted model, not a curated record. Bases 66 to 455 code for a protein of 129 amino acids. The transcript is spliced from 3 exons. Lineage: Eukaryota; Metazoa; Arthropoda; Insecta; Diptera; Calliphoridae.